Lingula anatina is the source of this 1738-nucleotide messenger RNA. Its product is annotated as ganglioside GM2 activator. Gene Ontology annotation, cellular component: cytoplasmic side of plasma membrane. Gene Ontology annotation, molecular function: enzyme activator activity; lipid carrier activity. NCBI's taxonomy places the organism in Eukaryota, Metazoa, Brachiopoda, Lingulata, Lingulida, Lingulidae. The record is from RefSeq and is a predicted model, not a curated record. Gene Ontology annotation, biological process: lipid transport; ganglioside catabolic process.
AUCUUCUUUGUGAUAUUUCCUUUCGAUUUAUUGGUUCCUUUGAAAGAUUUGUGCGCAGAAAUCAGCCAUAGUGACGUUGAUCGCCUCUCCUUCCCACUAACCAGGGUUUAUAUUCACGAGCUCUGCACCCCAUCAUCGUUGUGUGUGGUCAUCUUUAGGAGGUUUAUACCGUCUACACGUAACCAUCACACGAAAAGGAAGAAAAAAACACCCACCAAUGCACUGGCACUCCGAUAGAGUAGCUAGCACUUCAUCGGACAAGUAAACAGAAUAAGGUGCGAAAACGGGAGCGUAUAAAGAGCCGGCGGGCGAUCUGCCUAUUCAGUUAUCUUGACAGCGGCGGCAACCUGUACUCUGUAGAACCUUGUUACCAAGGAAAUAUAGGGACUCUGAAAAUUUCUUUUCAAGCGAUCCGUGGUUGUGUAAUAUCUUAACAAUUUUCAUUAUUAAAAUCGAAUUGUGCUUCUUUUUCUUAUUAUUAAAAAAAGAAAAAAGUACUUUUUGGGAUUUUAUAACUAUGAAUUCUUUGAAUAUUGCGGUUCUCGUGGCCAUCACGCUGCUAGGGGUAGGAAGCAGUUACCGCUACCCCUCCCGAUACACCAGAAAUGCAAACAAAUUCAGAUUCAGAAGAAGUCAAGAAUUCAGGUUCGAGGACUGUGGUAGAAAUCCUAACCGGCCGAUCCACUUUCUUGCACUGAGCGUAACCCCCUUCCCCGUCAAAUACCCGGGCCAAAUGCUGCUCUCCUUCCAGCUGAAUGUCACGGAGACACUGCCGACCAGUUUAUCCGUGGACACUACGCUGGAGAGAAAAGUACAGCUCCUGUUUAGAGAGACGACUUUCAAUAUUCCAUGUAUAAGCGUGGGCAACAGCCAGUUUGGCACUUGCACACAUAAGGACCUGUGUAGCAGAAUGGCCGAAACCUACGACCCGUGCGAUUGCCCCGCCUUCUUCGAGGAGAACGACUUUCCCUGCUCCUGCCCCAUACCAGACGGAGAAUAUGUCCUUAAAGACCUGCCGAUAGAUAUACCCGAGAUCAGCGGGGGCUUGUCUGUGUUUGCCGAUGGUGAUUAUGAGCUAAUGUCCGAAUUCUAUGACGGUGACACUGGUCGAGAGCUGGGGUGCCUCAGAUUCACAAUGUCCAUGGAAAAGGACAAAGAAGAUGAGGAAGAAGAUGAUUCGUGGUGGGGAAAACGCUAAAUCAGUGGAGUACUCGCAGACAUAAGAUGUGAUAAAAUACCGCAAAUGUGAUCUAAUACAGCCGAUCUACUGAACAGUUUCUAUUGUAUACCUCUUCUAUUGUUUUUUAUCAAAGAUAUAUGGCUGACGCAAGUUUAAGCGUCCCGAUUGUGUUUAUUCCGAAAGUGCCAGUCAUCUAAUGUAAAAUGGUGCUACGAGCAAGGAGGAGACGUGGCUAAUUUUUGCCUCGACAUGGCCGUACCAAUUAAGAUUGUUUGGGACAGCGACAAUCGCUGCGCUAUAUAGCAAUAGCUACUUCUUGGAAAUCAUUUAAGAGGUGUAGAGAUUGAACGAUGAAAACAGGAGAGUUCGCUUCGAAUUCUGGCGUCAUAGGCCUACAUCUCCCACAAGAGUAAUAAAAUAUCUGAUAUAACACGUGACAGAUGACACCAGACGAGAGAAAGAAAGAAAUGCGUUUUUAAAGGAGCUUUCAUCUGCUUAACAAUUAAAAAUAAAGUUUUAUGUUGCUCCAUUGUGUUCUUGAAAUAAGAAGGAAUAAAA